Molecule: messenger RNA, 489 nt
Organism: Antrostomus carolinensis (chuck-will's-widow)
Lineage: Eukaryota; Metazoa; Chordata; Aves; Caprimulgiformes; Caprimulgidae
Product: tyrosine-protein kinase HCK
Exons: 3
Biological process (GO): protein phosphorylation
Molecular function (GO): ATP binding; protein tyrosine kinase activity
Source: RefSeq, a predicted model, not a curated record
AUUGCAGAAGGCAUGGCUUUUAUCGAGAAGAGGAACUACAUCCACAGAGACCUGAGAGCCGCCAAUAUUCUGGUGUCGGCGGUCCUGGUGUGCAAGAUUGCAGACUUUGGGCUGGCCAGAGUCAUUGAGGACACUGAGUACACGGCCCGGGAAGGUGCCAAGUUUCCCAUUAAAUGGACUGCACCAGAAGCUAUCAACUACGGAACUUUCACUAUAAAAUCAGAUGUCUGGUCCUUCGGGAUCCUCCUGACCGAGAUCAUCACCUACGGGCGCAUCCCGUACCCAGGGAUGUCGAGCGUGGAGGUGAUCAGGGCCCUGGAGCACGGGUACCGCAUGCCCCGCACAGAGAACUGCCCCGAGGAGCUCUAUGACAUUAUGAUGAGAUGCUGGAAGACCAGACCAGACGAUCGUCCCACCUUUGAGUACAUGCAGAGCAUUCUGGAGGAUUUCUUUACUGCAACAGAGAGCCAGUAUCAGCAGCAGCCGUAA